AGCAGGCCGCCGGGCGGGAUCCGACACCCCGACCGGCUCGCAGAGGCCGGGCUCCGCGGGAGACACGAGCCAACUCGGCCACGUCAGCUGGUGGGGAGGUCUGGAGGAUGGGGGCCCUUGGCGGAGUCGGAGGACGCGGACUUGAUGUGCCUGACCAGCCGCUGGAAGCCGGGCGGCGGGGGCCGGGGACAGCGGUAGGAGGAGGUUGUAGAGGUCGGCGGAGGCCAGGUGGUAGGCGGCCUCCUCGCGGGCCGAGCCGAGGAGCUGGAUCCGCCCUCGGAGGGCGUGGUCUGCUUUCUGUGUGUGUAGGCCACCCCUUUGGCUGCUUCGUGGACUCCAGGCUGUGGGGACAAAAGAGGAAGCUCCGCGAUAACGGAAGAUAACGUGGCUGAGACUGGUUGUGGAAGGGGAAGUGAAGAAAAGUGGACGGGUACAGAAGUCAUUGGUGGUGGAGCUGACAGGGCAGGAUUUGAGGACUGAGGGCCAGAGGGGGUCAAGUGUUCCUCAUCUCUGAUGUGUGCAUUUGGUUUAAGUAACUGCAUUACACUGGCGCUUACUAAAUGACUUUGGAGUAGGUUGGGGGCAUGGGGAGUAAUUUAGAUGUAUGCUUAGGGCAUCUUAAGAUUUAGAUGUCUGGAGUGGAGCUACCAAAAGGACACUUAGAUACACAAGCCUGCACUCACAGGAAAGCUUGGCUAAUGUAAAGACAUCACUGGCAAGUGGUUUGGGUUGGAUGCAGUACUUAGGAUGAGAAUGAAGAAAGAAGAGAAGCCAGGAUCCGACCCUCAGGUGCCAACUCUUACACUGUUGAGUUGAAGAGGGGGUGUCAGCUAGAAGACUGAAGAAGGAGCAAAGAGCAGAAGACAAGCCAGAGAUUGUAGGGUCCUGGCAUCCGAGUCGUCUUUGCAAAAAGAGGAAGUGGUCAGUGUAUAAGAGGAGAACAGAGAGUUGGCCCUUGAGGGGGCAACUGGAGGAGGGUGUAGUAACUCAGAAGCAGUCGGGAAGUGUUCACAGGAAGUGAGAGGAGGUCAGUAGGAGUGGGCUGUCAGUGCAGGGCCUCUGGUUGUUAUAACUGUACACCAUCCAGCAUCGAUGCUGUAUGUACCUAAUGCUGUUGACUCCUUUCCCAGGAGCUAGAUGGUUCUGUCUCCCGUUACAGUUGGAGAAACUGAGUUCCAGAGUCUACUCAUUUAAAGUAGAAGCAUUAGGAUUUGCUCCAGGUCUCAAACCUGUACUUUUAAGCACUAAGCUGCACCGCUGUGUUGAGGUUGGUAAAAUGGAAGGCAGCCAGGUGCUACGACAUUGCACAGCCCUACCCCCACUGUGGCUGCUGCUCCCCAGGGAAAGUGAGGCACACUGUGGAAUUCCUCUCUUGGGCAAGUGAGAUUUGGAAAAGAGCAUCUAACCCCGUAAGUCUGGUCUCCCUUACCACAGAGUAAGAGCGAGGACCUCAUCCAGUUUCAUGCCUGUAUCUCCAGUGCUCCAAUACAGUAGUGUGUCAUGAAUGUACAUUGAGUAUGUGGCUCUGUGAUUUUUGGCUGGCCCCUCUAGCUGACAUGAGUCUUUGUGUUUUGGGUAAGUGAAUUACCUUUUGAAUGCUGAUAAGAAACAGUGUUGCUGACUUUGAGAUGGAGCUGGGUGGGGGGCGAGUGUAUUACAGGGAUCUGGACUAGCUCUUGGAAGGAAAGGCAUGAUUGGAACAGCCCAGGGAGGACCUCGCAUUGUUGAGCAGGCACUGUAGUGUAAGCAGAAGGUGCAGGUUGAUCCCCGGAAAGGGAAACAGAUGGCCCUAACUUGGAAGCCACUGGAAGGACCCAUGGAGCAAGUGCUAGGAAGAAAGUCCCCUUAGUAUCAAUAUGCCCUGCAACUGCCUGUGUAGCGUAAGCAGUGACUCUCAACCAGGAGCACUUGUGAUCCCCAGGCAGUGUUUGGCAAUGUCUGGACACAAUUUUGGUUGUUUCGUAUAGCGGGGGCUAAGGAUAUUCCUGCAUCUCUCAGGUGUUGACUGGGGAUGCUGCUAACAUCCUACAGUGCACAAGGAUUUAUCCAGCCCCGAACAUGAGUGACACCAAGUUUGAGAAACUGGCGUAGAGGAAAGUGGGCCUCGAGCUUGCACCAUGUGGGUUUGAAGCCCCAUUGCUCCACUUGGUCACAGAAGCAGGAGUCUGGCUGGGAGUGGCAGGAGGAGCAGAGAGGCCACCGCAGGAGAUUGCUGCAGUCAUCUGGAGAGAGACAGGGUCUCACUAAAUUGCCAAGGCUGACCUCAAACUUGCAAUCCUCCUGCCUUGGCUUCCUGAGUCACUGGGACUACAGCAGCAGAACUGGGGUCCUUUGAGCCCUGCACCCAGCUAACCAUGGAACAGGUCGGCCUGGGCCACCAGCCCCUUAGGUGAGGACUCCACCCGGGGCUCCACUGACCAUUUCAGACAUGGAGGCGAAGAGAACCCUUCCAGCCAGGGAAUCUGCUUGUUGAAAGUCGUGGUCCAGCGCCGCUCCUCUGUGAGCUGUCUUCAGGAGAGGUGCUGUCCCGUGGCCCAGGAGCGGGGGCACACAGCCUCCGCGGAUGGGGAGGUGGGCCCUUGACGUGGCCUUUGUGUGGAAGGCAGUGUUGACCCUGGGGCUGGUCCUUCUCUAUUACUGCUUCUCCAUCGGCAUCACCUUCUACAACAAAUGGCUGACAAAGAGCUUUCACUUCCCCCUCUUCAUGACGAUGCUGCACCUGGCCGUGAUCUUCCUCUUCUCCGCCCUGUCCAGGACGCUGGUUCAGUGCUCCAGCCACAGGGCCCGUGUGGUGCUGAGCUGGACCGACUACCUCAAAAGAGUGGCCCCCACAGCACUGGCAACAGCACUUGACGUGGGCUUGUCCAACUGGAGCUUCCUCUACAUCACCGUCUCGCUGUACACAAUGACCAAGUCCUCGGCUGUGCUGUUCAUCUUGAUCUUCUCUCUGAUCUUCAAGCUGGAGGAGCUGCGUGCGGCCCUGGUCCUGGUGGUCCUCCUCAUCGCUGGGGGCCUCUUCAUGUUCACCUACAAGUCCACCCAGUUCAACAUGAAGGGCUUCUCCCUGGUGCUGGGGGCCUCGUUCAUCGGUGGAAUUCGCUGGACCCUCACCCAGAUGCUCCUGCAGAAGGCUGAGCUGGGCCUCCAGAACCCCAUCGACACCAUGUUCCACCUGCAGCCACUCAUGUUUCUGGGGCUCUUCCCUCUGUUUGCCGUAUUUGAAGGUCUGCACUUGUCCACAUCUGAGAAAAUCUUCCGCUUCCAGGACACGGGGCUGCUCCUGUGGGUACUUGGGAGUCUCUUCCUUGGCGGGAUUCUCGCCUUCGGUUUGGGUUUCUCGGAGUUCCUCCUGGUUUCCCGAACCUCCAGCCUCACUCUCUCCAUUGCUGGCAUUUUUAAGGAAGUCUGCACUUUGCUGCUGGCAGCUCACCUGCUGGGCGAUCAGAUCAGCCUCCUGAACUGGCUGGGCUUUGCCCUUUGCCUCUCGGGAAUAUCUCUGCAUGUGGCCCUCAAAACUCUACACUCUAGAGGUGAAGGUGGAUCCAGACCCCUGAAGGGGCUGAGCUCCAGCCCUGACCUGGAGCUGCUGCUCCGGAGCAGCCAGCCAGAGGAUGAGGACAAUGAGGAGGAAGACUACUUCGUGGCCCAGGGGCAGCAGUGAGGGGCCAGCGGAGCAACUGCAGGCUGCUCUGUGACCAGCGCUGCUCUGAGCACUUGGCCACAACCCAGGGCCCUGUGGCUCUUCACAGCAGCUGGGAGCAGUGGCCUGGGAGUCACCUGUGGCGGGCUAGGUCAGGGGCUUGUGGCUCCUACCCCUGCCUCAGAGCUUGGUCAACAGGGUGAGCACCAGGCCAGCCUCGGCCUGGCUGGAGCUCGCCCACGCUGCGCCUGGAUCCUGGUGGAGAAGAAAGUGGUGGGUCCUUCUAGGCCCUUGGCCAGGCCCUGCCCAAGACUGAUGUCAGAAGCACAGCGGCCUUCUAGGGGGGCUGACUUUGGACUGCAGGGCAGUGGGGGUGUGACGAUUUUGGGGCCUCAUCACCUGGACUGCAUCUUUCUCAGCAGAUGUAUUUAUAGUUUGGAAAUAAAUGGGUUUAUGGUCCAGUGGCCACUCACAUUGCCUAGGGGAGUGGGGGCAGGGAGGGCUGUGAAGGCCUGACCUCACCUUCUCUGUCCCUGUUGGGGCCUUCCCUAAGUGACCAGGCCCAUCCUGGCCUCCUGCAUCUCCUGCUUGCCCCUCUGCAAGGCCCCCCAUACCUGCAGGCAGAGAAUAAAUGAGUAUCUACUGAGCACAGCA
Molecule: messenger RNA, 4294 nt
Organism: Marmota monax (woodchuck)
Lineage: Eukaryota; Metazoa; Chordata; Mammalia; Rodentia; Sciuridae
Gene: Slc35h1
Product: solute carrier family 35 member C2
Exons: 11
Coding region: 2564-3661 (365 amino acids)
Biological process (GO): UDP-glucose transmembrane transport
Cellular component (GO): Golgi apparatus; endoplasmic reticulum-Golgi intermediate compartment; cis-Golgi network
Molecular function (GO): antiporter activity
Source: RefSeq, a predicted model, not a curated record